CUGUGGGUCACUGGUCUCAGGAAGUCUUGAGGCUCUAUGACAGUCUGUCAUUAACUGUCUGUCAUCAUUCAGUCAGUAUGGAGCUCAGUCAACUUCCUCUUGUCCUCUUGUUGAUUUCAAGCAUCAAUUCUGGACGCACUGAAGAAACACCAAAGCCCAAAGUGAGUAUCAAACCUGAUCAGCAUGUAUUCAGAAGAGACACAGUCACUCUCAGAUGUGACAUUGAUGCUGAAGGAGUCACUAGAUGGAAGUACCGCUGGUAUAAAGAUGGUUCAGUCAUUGUUUUCAGUAAACUGCAAGAACACACAUUCAGGUCUGUUACUGAGUCUGAUGAGGGUAAAUACUCCUGUUAUGGAGCAGAGAGAGAAGGAUCACUCAGAUCACAGAUCAGUGAUGAAGUUACACUGAUAGUAUCAGAUUUACCCAAACCAACUGUGAUUGUUGAGCCACAAAGUUCAGUGUUCACUGGAGACUCAGUUACACUGAGAUGUGAGGUGAAUCAAACUUGGGUUAGAUGGGAGUUUCUCUGGAUAAAAGACUCAAACACUCAACUGACUGAUACUGCAACUAAAACAAUUGAUUCAGUGAAAGUUUCUGAUGGAGGAGAGUACACGUGCAGAGCACGAAGGGAAGGAUAUUACACACAUUUCAGUGAACCAGUAACACUGACAAUAUAUGAAAGACCAAAAGCCAAAGUGAGCAUUAAACCUGAUCAACAUGUAUUCAGAGGAGAGACAGUCACUCUCAGAUGUGACAUUGAUGCUGAAGGAGUCACUAUCUGGAAGUACAGCUGGUAUAAAGACGGUUCAGUCAGUGUUUUCAGUGAAGGACAGGAACACACAUUCAGGUCUGUUACUGAGUCUGAUGAGGGUAAAUACUCCUGUUAUGGAGCAGAGAGAGAAGGAUCACGAACAUCAAUCAUCAGUGAUGAAGUGACACUGACAGUAUCAGAUAGAGCCCAGACAGUUUUAAGUGUUUCUCCUCAGAAGUGGUUGACUGAAGGAGAUCCAGUGACUCUGAUCUGUGAGGUUAAAGGUUCAUCUACAGGCUGGACAUUCAAAUGGUGCACUGUUUAUUCCAACUAUCAAUUGCAGUUAGACAGCAGCAGAGGAGCUGGAGGAAACUACACUGUCAGUUCUGCUGCUCUAAAACACACAGGAGUUUAUGUGUGUAGAGCAGAGAGAGGAAAACCAGCAUAUAGUACAACCACCAGCAACAAUCAACCUCUAUGGGUCACUGGUGUUUCUCCUCCAGUCUCUCUGAUCAUCAGUCCAAACAGAACUCAACACUUCACAUCUGUCUCUCUCUCUCUGAGCUGUGAGGACCAGAGUAACUCUGAUAGAUGGAGAGUGAGAAGAUACACAGAUAGUGGACAUCUAGAAGAUUGUUCAUCAUCAGUGUGGGGAUCACAAGUAGGUUACUCUUGCAACUAUCAAGAACACAACUGCAAUUCAGUUGUGAGAGGUAUAUGGUCAAAUAUUAACAUCACAACCAUUUAUAAUCAUUGCAAGUUUACUCUGUUUUUAGUUGGUUUGAUUCUGGAGAGUCCUGUUCAUCCUGUGACUGAAGGAGAUUCUCUGACUCUACGCUGUUUAUAUCAACGUUCAACCCCACCAGACCUCAGAGCUGAUUUCUAUAAAGAUGGAUCACUCAUCCAGAGUCAAACUACAGAGAUGAUCAUCUCUGAUGUCUCAAAGUCACAUGAGGGUUUCUACUACUGCAAACACCCAGAGAGAGGAGAGUCACCCAAGAGCUGGAUCUCAGUCAGAGUGUCUCACUGAGAAUCUCAGAUCUCUGUCCUUCACACACUCAGUUCUGUUCUGGCAGUUUGUCCAUAUCUACUAGUGACAGUCGUGUUCAUCUUCAAAUGCUGCAGGAUGAGAGGUAUAACACCAGAGUGA
Messenger RNA from Puntigrus tetrazona (Sumatra barb), 1901 nucleotides. Its product is annotated as immunoglobulin superfamily member 1-like. Gene Ontology annotation, biological process: cell surface receptor signaling pathway. The record is from RefSeq and is a predicted model, not a curated record. The transcript is spliced from 11 exons. Gene Ontology annotation, molecular function: transmembrane signaling receptor activity. NCBI's taxonomy places the organism in Eukaryota, Metazoa, Chordata, Actinopteri, Cypriniformes, Cyprinidae.